This is a messenger RNA of Lindgomyces ingoldianus, 1524 nucleotides long. Its product is annotated as phosphotransferase enzyme family protein-like protein. The record is from RefSeq and is a predicted model, not a curated record. The transcript has a single exon. Bases 77 to 1414 code for a protein of 445 amino acids. NCBI's taxonomy places the organism in Eukaryota, Fungi, Ascomycota, Dothideomycetes, Pleosporales, Lindgomycetaceae.
UUUACAUCUCUCCAUUUCCUAACGCAAGAGUCCCCGCAGGGCAAAUAAACCAGUCAAUUCACCGGCCUCUGGCACCAUGAGUGUCUAUGACGAAAUAGCAGAAAAGAUGGGCGAUGACGAGUGGUGCAAGUGGAAAGAGCAGGUCCUAAACGCAAAGGAUGAAAUCGCACACUUCGUCGCCCGCUAUCGACCCGGAAGCCAAAAUCCAGAGGUUAUCGAUUGGAUGGGAGGCUCAUUCAACCUCUGCUUGCGAGUCAUGUUCAGCGAUGGUGGCCCGGAUGUCAUGAUUCGUUUCCCAGGGCUAGGACACUCAGUUUUUCGGGAUGAGAAGACGCUGAAUGAGGUCGAGAUAAUCAAUUUCAUUCACGAAAACACUACGAUCCCAGUUCCACGCCUGCUAGGCUGGGGCUUGACUAAAGAUAGCCCGCGCCAGCUUGGACCUUUCAUCAUCUCUGAGUUUGUACAGGGAGUUAGCUUAAGCAAUAUUCUAUCCGACCGGACUGAUGCGCAGAAGCUCUGGCUGAACCCGAAGAUCGAUACGCAAAUCUUGGACACCGUCUAUGAGCAAAUCGCUGGUUUUAUGCUCCAGCUUUAUCAGUUCAAUUUCUCCAGCAUCGGGGCCAUCUCAAAGGACGCUGCUUCACGCAGCUGGUCUGUUAAAAGGAGGCCCUUGACUUACAGUAUGAACGAAUUGGCAACGACUACGUUUUAUCCUAUUGAUAAAUUCCCAACCACUCCAUUCAACUCUUCGAGCGACUACUUCAAGUCUCUCACACAAUCAUACAUGACCCACCUCCGCACUCAGCGCAAUUUCUGCACCAAUCCUAAAGCUGCUGAGGAGCUGUAUGUCUCCCGCCAUCUUUUCACGCAACUCGUCCCUAAAUAUUCUAUCAACGACCGCGGCCCCUUUAAACUCUUCUGCGACGAUUUCCGCUGUCAAAAUAUGUUAGUAGACCCAAAAACCCUCCGUAUCACAGCUGUGCUAGAUCUAGAGUUUACAAAUGCCAUGCCUGAGCAAUACGCAUCUGAGUCGCCGUGGUGGUUACUUCUUGUUGGACCAGAGGCGUAUCUUUCCCGCGGUCGGACCAUGGCAGAGUUCAAGGCUGCCUACGAGCCUCGCUUAGAGCAGUUCCUGCGAGCGAUGCAGCGAGCUGAAAGAGCAAAGGGGUUGGCGAUCAACGAGAGGAGUCUUUCGAGUCUUAUGUUGGAAUCGUGGCAGACGAAUAGGUUCUGGUUUAAUUUUGCGGCGCGGAAGCCGAUCGAUGUUGAGGUCCUCUUCGACAACUGUCUGAAUGAGGACGGCGCUGGGUUGGAGUCGCUGGACAAGGACGCACGCGCGGGAUUGAGUCCGUUCGUCAAGAUGAAGAUGGAGCAGGUGAGGGCGUACGACAGGGAUUGCAAGCAAUUGCUUUGAGGAGUUCGGAAGCUCUUGGGUAUCUUGUUUCAAAUCUGAUUUUGACCAACCGCUUAAGUUUGACUCGUGAAAGUAUGAGCAUUGGCAGCUCAAGCUGCAAAUGCGAAGCA